AUGUCACAAUUUUCAGCGGAUCUAUGCCUUUUCGACCUAGAUGGUACUAUAGUGAGUACAACGGUGGCUGCAGAGAAAGCCUGGACUAAAUUGUGUCGCGAAUAUGGAGUUGAUCCAUCUGAGUUAUUCAAACAUUCUCAUGGCGCAAGAACGCAAGAGGUGUUGAAAAGGUUCUUCCCAAAAUUGGAUGAUACAGAUAAUAAAGGUGUUCUUGCUCUAGAAAAGGAUAUUGCUCAUAGUUAUUUGGAUACUGUGAGUCUUAUUCCUGGUGCAGAGGAUUUGCUGUUAUCGUUAGAUGUGGAUACAGACAACAAAAAGAAGUUACCUCAAAGAAAAUGGGCCAUUGUUACCUCUGGUUCUCCGUACUUGGCAUUUUCAUGGUUCGAGACAAUAUUGAAAACAGUAGGGAAGCCUAAAGUUUUCAUUACUGGCUUCGAUGUCAAAAACGGCAAGCCAGAUCCUGAGGGUUAUGCAAGAGCUCGUGAUUUAUUGUGUCAAGAUUUGAAAUUAGCUGGCAAAAAGGACCUGAAAUACGUUGUUUUCGAGGAUGCACCUGUGGGCAUAAAGGCUGGCAAAGCAAUGGGUGCUAUAACAGUGGGAAUAACAUCUUCGUAUGACAAAAGUGUUCUGUUCGACGCUGGUGCGGAUUAUGUGGUUUGUGAUUUGACACAGGUUUCUGUGGUCAAGAACAAUGCAAGUGGUAUUGUCAUUCAAGUGGAGAACCCGUUGUCGAAGGACCAAACAAAUAAGAAUAUGACGAAACAGAGUACAUAG
Molecule: messenger RNA, 774 nt
Organism: Saccharomyces mikatae IFO 1815
Lineage: Eukaryota; Fungi; Ascomycota; Saccharomycetes; Saccharomycetales; Saccharomycetaceae
Product: HAD family hydrolase
Exons: 1
Coding region: 1-774 (257 amino acids)
Molecular function (GO): beta-phosphoglucomutase activity; 2-deoxyglucose-6-phosphatase activity
Source: RefSeq, a predicted model, not a curated record